Halichondria panicea is the source of this 807-nucleotide messenger RNA. RefSeq names its product ankyrin repeat domain-containing protein 23-like. The coding region runs from base 66 to 635 and encodes 189 amino acids. The transcript is spliced from 7 exons. Gene Ontology annotation, molecular function: protein binding. The record is from RefSeq and is a predicted model, not a curated record. Lineage: Eukaryota; Metazoa; Porifera; Demospongiae; Suberitida; Halichondriidae.
UCUAGAAAUACACGGAGUAAGGGAGGGGUCUAACUCACAAGCACAAACAAAAGAAGUCCAAGAAAAUGUACAUACACGAUGCUGUCAGGGCUGGUGACUUGAGUGCUUUACAAGAUGCCAUCAGGAGGGGAGAUGAUGUCAACAGUGUGGAUAAGAUCGGGAGCACUCUCCUCUUAUUGGCAGCCAGUAGAGGUCACACUGAUUGUGUUAGAGAGCUGCUCUCCUCAGGAGCCGUGGUGGACCUGGCUGACAAGCGUGGGUGGACUCCACUCUAUGUGGCAGCCUGUUCAGGUCACCCUGACUGUGUUAGAGAGCUGCUCUCCUCAGGAGCCGUGGUGGACCUGGCUAACAAGGCUAGGUGGACUCCACUCAUGGUGGCAGCCUUGGGAGGUCACACUGACUGUGUUAAAGAGCUGCUCUCCUCAGGAGCCGUGGUGGACCUGGCUAACAAGGAUGGGGACACUCCACUCAUGGAGGCAGCCUACUGGGGACAGGAAGAUACUGUAAGAGAGCUUCUCUCAUCAGGGGCUUCCAUUCUCUGCACUAAAUUGUACGUCUCAUCCCUUCCAGCUUGGAGAAACUGCUCUGAUUGUGGCCAUGCAAGGGAUCACCUUGCUCUAACCUUUCAACAAUAAAGCUGUUGGAAGAAGCUGCUGAAUCACAUUCACGUGUUCCAGUGCCCACAGAGGUCCCUGCUGGGACAGCAUUAGCUGGAACAGUCACUUGCACUCCAUUGUCAAAGUCAGCAUGGCCACCACAGGAGGUGAACUUUUUCUCUUGAGACACGUCAUAGAAAGUGACAUCAGG